AUGGGUAUCUCAUCCAAGUGGAUUAAAUCCUUGGUUGGCAUAAGGAAGCAAGAAAAAGGGCAGAAUGCAGAAAAGCAAGAAAAAGGACGAAAUGCUGAGAGCAGUGAAACUACGAGCUGUGCUAAUCAAUCGCUGCACAAACGGAAACAUUCUUUGGAUCCUGGAGGUGCACUUGCAGUCGAAGAAAUUACAGUACAAAGUGGAGCAUUGACUGAUGACAAAAGCAAACAGACAAUUUCAAAUUCAAUUUGUUCAGACAGUACAUCACUUGAUGUGCAAAUUUCUCAGGCUGAACAUCAUAGUAAAGAAGAUUUGGCCGCAACUGUUGUCCAGUCUGCGUUUCGAGCAUUCUUGGCUAGGCGUGCUUUACGAGCUUUGAAAGGAAUAGUUCUACUUCAAGCCCUUAUUAGGGGUCAUUCUGUUAGAAGGCAAACAGCAGAGACACUUCAAUGUAUGCAAGCGCUGGUAAAAGCACAAGCUCGUGUCCGAGCAAGACAAGUUCGUGUUGCCUUAGAAAAUCAAGUGGCAAGGAAAAAGAUUCCUGAACAAGAUGAUCAUGAGAACCAUGUCCGAGAAGUUGAGGGAGGCUGGUGUGGCAGUAUUGGUUCCAUGGAGGAAAUGCAAGCUAAAGCAUUGAAAAGGCGAGAAGCUGCUGCUAAGCGUGAGAGGGCAAUGGCAUAUGCUUUGACUCAUCAGCGGCAAGCUGGUUCCAAGCAACAAAAUUCUACGAGCCUGCAAGGUCUUGAACUUGGUGAGAACCACUGGGGGUCAAAUUGGUUAGACAGGUGGAUGGCUGUACGUCCAUGGGAAAACAGGUUACUUGACUGUAAUGCCAAAGAGAGUCUGCCAACGCAUGAAGAUAAGAAGGAUGAGGAAGCAAAUUCUCAGAUCACACCAAAGGGUAAAGUGUCAACUUCCAAUACUCCUGGUCUGAGCAAGAAGAAAGGUGUAAACCACAAAAAGUCAUAUUCAGAUGUUAGUUGUACUUCAUUUGCACGACCAGCAAAUGUAUUGCCAUCCACAUCUUUAGGAUCAUCCAAACAGAAGGCCAAGGUUACGGAUGAAGUUUUCGAGGAAGUCAGCUCCCAGCCGACAGAUAUAGGUUCUAAGGUUGUGUGCAAUUCAAAAGAUAAGCUUGUGCAAGUGAAUGCACCAGCAAAGAAGCGGUUAUCCCUCCCAAAUAAUGUUGGCAGGGAAGCAGGGAAGGGACCAACCCGCAGGAAUUCAAUUAACAGGUCUGGUCCAAAAGCACAGGCAGAUGCUCCUAACCUGGGCGGGGAGCCUGUUGAGUUACAGGCCUGA
This is a messenger RNA of Miscanthus lutarioriparius, 1302 nucleotides long. The record is from the annotation of a GenBank genome assembly. Lineage: Eukaryota; Viridiplantae; Streptophyta; Magnoliopsida; Poales; Poaceae.